UUAUCUUUAUUCUAUGUGUUUUAUUCUACUUCAUUCCCCUCCACUUCCUGUCCCGCCUUCCUGGGUCUCAUUCCACCUCCACUUCCUGUCCCGCCUUCCUGUCUUUCUACUCCCUUCAACUUCCUGUCCCGCCUCCCUGGGUCUCACUUCCUGUCAUUCAAUCCCCCUCCACUUCCUGUCCCGCCUCCCUGGGUUUCAUUCCCCUCCACUUCCUGUCCCGCCUUUCUGUCAUUCUAUUCCCUUCUACUUCCUGUCCCGCCUCCCCGGGUCUCGUUCCCCUCCACUUCCUGUCCCGCCUUCCUGUCAUUCUAUUCCCUUCCACUUCCUGUCCCGCCUCCCCAGGUCUCAUUCCCCUCCACUUCCUGUCCCGCCUCCCUGGGUCUCACUUCCUGUCAUUCAAUCCCCCUCCACUUCCUGUCCCGCCUCCCUGGGUGUCAUUCCCUUCAACUUCCUGUCCCGCCUCCCUGGGUCUCACUUCCUGUCAUUCAAUCCCCCUCCACUUCCUGUCCCGCCUCCCUGGGUUUCAUUCCCCUCCACUUCCUGUCCCGCCUUUCUGUCAUUCUAUUCCCUUCUACUUCCUGUCCCGCCUCCCCGGGUCUCGUUCCCCUCCACUUCCUGUCCCGCCUUCCUGUCAUUCUAUUCCCUUCCACUUCCUGUCCCGCCUCCCCAGGUCUCAUUCCCCUCCACUUCCUGUCCCGCCUCCCUGGGUCUCACUUCCUGUCAUUCAAUCCCCCUCCACUUCCUGUCCCGCCUCCCUGGGUGUCAUUCCCUUCAACUUCCUGUCCCGCCUCCCUGGGUCUCACUUCCUGUCAUUCAAUCCCCCUCCACUUCCUGUCCCGCCUCCCUGGGUUUCAUUCCCCUCCACUUCCUGUCCCGCCUUUCUGUCAUUCUACUCCCUUCCACUUCCUGUCCCGCCUCCCCGGGUCUCAUUCCCCUCCACUUCCUGUCCCACCCCCCUGGGUCUCACUUCCUGUCAUUCAAUCCCGCUCCACUUCCUGUCCCGCCUUCCUGGGUCUCAUUCCCCUCCACAACCUGUCCCACCUCCCUGGGUCUCACUUCCUGUCAUUCAAUCCCCCUCCACUUCCUGUCCUGCCUCCCUGGGUCUCACUUCCUGUCAUUCAAUCCCCCUCCACUUCCUGUCCCACCUCCCUGGGUUUCAUUCCCCUCCACUUCCUGUUCAUCCUUUCUGUCAUUCUAUUCCCUUCCACUUCCUGUCCCGCCUCCCCGGGUCUCGUUCCCCUCCACUUCCUGACCCGCCUCCCCCGGGUCUCAUUCCCCUCCACUUCCUGUCCCGCCUUCCUGUCAUUCUAUUCCCUUCCACUUCCUGUCCCGCCUCCCCGGGUCUCGUUCCCCUCCACUUCCUGUCCCGCCUUCCUGUCAUUCUAUUCCCUUCCACUUCCUGUCCCGCCUCCCCAGGUCUCAUUCCCCUCCACUUCCUGUCCCACCCCCCUGGGUCUCACUUCCUGUCA
Molecule: messenger RNA, 1469 nt
Organism: Perognathus longimembris pacificus (Pacific pocket mouse)
Lineage: Eukaryota; Metazoa; Chordata; Mammalia; Rodentia; Heteromyidae
Product: proline-rich protein 36-like
Exons: 2
Coding region: 14-1252 (412 amino acids)
Source: RefSeq, a predicted model, not a curated record